AUGGAUGAUAGAGUCCUCUUAAAAGUAUAUUAUUUUGGUCGGAUUUUGUUAGAAACAUCUGAAGGAGUGAAAUUUGUCUGUGAAAAUCCAUUAGAUAUUGUUAUUCCGUUCAUAAUCUCAUUCGAGGAACUAAAAGGUGUGAUUUGUGAGAAGAUAGAUUUAGCGGUGGCAAGAAAAAUAUCAUGCAUUUUAUACAAGUAUCCUAUACCGGUAUUUGGCGGAUUCGUUCAAUUUCAAACCAGAUAUGUAACUGAUGAAGCGAGCAUGCAAGAGAUGUUUUCAGUGUAUAUGGAAAGUCGCGCUCAGAUGCCGUUCAUUGAGUUGUAUAUUGAGUUUGAGCAAUCUGAGGCCGACCGAAAUAUCGAACGAGAAGAUUACAAUAGUGAUAGUGAAGAAGAGUUUGAAAGCAAUUACGAAGUUGUUGGUCAAGAGGGAGAUGAAGUUCAAGGUGACGGCACUUGGGAGGCAAGUGUGACGGACGUGGCAAAUGCGUUGGCGAACGACCAUCCGUUUGAGGAACCAUCUUUCAUGCGAGCAUUGGAUUUGGAAGCCAUGCAUGCUCCGGAGUUUCCUGAAUAUAUGAAUGCAGAUGGUGAAUUUGCUGUUGAAAUGGAAUUCAGUUUCAGGGAAGCUGUUAUUAUGGCGAUGAAAGAUUAUACUAUUCGAAGAGGUGUAGACUACAGAGUGUAUGAGUCGGAGCCGCUAACCUUUUACGCCAAGUGUACGCAGUAUGGAUCAGGUUGUGAUUGGCUUAUCAGGGUUAGCAUGAUCAGCAGAAAGUACUGUUGGGUUAUAAGGAGGUAUAAUGGUAGUCACACUUGUACUAGAGCAACGAUAUCACAGGAUCAUUCGAAGCUGGAUUCGAACACUAUUGCAGAAGCGAUAAAGCCGUUGGUUGAGGCUGAUCCCUCGAUAAAGGUGAAAUCAGUUAUUGCGGAAGUGCAGUCAAAGUUCAAUUACACCAUCAGCUAUCGGAAAGCAUGGUUGGCUAAGCAAAAGGCAGUGAAAAAAAUUUUUGGAGGUUGGGAAGCAUCGUACAAAGCUUUGCCCAUAUGGUUUGAGGCAAUGUGUCAUAAGGAGCCAUCAGCAUUCGUCCACUUUGAGACUAUGCCUGCAUAUCAAGGUGAUGACUUGGUUACUGAUAUCCGAGUGUUGUCUCGAGUCUUUUGGAGUUACUAUCCAUGUAUCAGAGCAUUCAGAUAUUCUAAACCCGUUGUCCAGGUAGAUGGUACACACUUGUACGGAAAGUAUAAGGGUUGUUUGUUGGUUGCGGUUUCACAGGAUGGUAACAACAAUAUUGUCCCAAUUGCAUUUGCUAUUGUGGAGGGAGAGACUUCUGAUGCAUGGCACUUCUUUCUUAGCAACUUGCGACAACAUGUGGUUACUCGAGAUGGUGUGGGACUGAUCUCUGACCGACACAAAUCCAUUAAUGCAGCUGUGGCCCGCAAUAAUGGAGCUUGGUCGCCUCCUAGAGCCUUCCACAUGUUUUGCAUCAGGCAUAUAGAGUCGAAUUUUUUAAGAAAGUUUAAGGCACCUUACUUGCAGAAACUUGUGGUCAAUAUAGGAUAUUCGAGGACAGUCCGCGAGUACGAGUUGCGUUUCCAGCGUUUACGGGAACGGGGUGAGGCUUAUACUAACUGGUUAAGCCGUAUCCCCCGCGAACAGUAUGCAUUGGCGUUUGACGGUGGUUACAGAUGGGGACACAUGACCACGAAUCUAGUGGAAUGCAUCAACUCAGUCUUGAAGGGUGCACGAAAUCUCCCUAUCACUGCACUUGUCAAGGCGACGUUCUACAGGCUUAAUGAGUUGUUCACACGAAAACGAGCCGAGGCGGAGGCCCGGAUUAAUGCUGGACAUGUUUUUUCUGAGAUUGUGACCUCCAAAUUGCAUGCAAAUCAACUUGCAUCAGGAAACAUCCAGGUGGACCGUAUUCCUUGUCGACAUGUGUUUGCCUGUUGUGCGAAUCAACGGCUAGAUUGGCAAGUGUAUUUACAUGACGUUUAUAAGAUGGACCAAAUUCGACGUGUUUACCGAGCCAGGUUUAGGCCACUUGGGAAUCCUACUACAUGGCCUGCUUAUAACGGGCCUCGAUUCGUGCCAAAUCCGUUCUUGCGACGGGUUGCCAAAAGUCGCCCAAGGAUGACUCGUUUCUUGAACGAGAUGGACACAAGAAUGCUACGUGGUCCUAGGAGGUGUAGGCAAUGUGGGGCCGAGGGCCACAGCCGUAGUAGAUGUCGUCAAGCCGGAGGCAACAAUGCUCAGCAACAAUGCUUGAUGGUUGUUAUUGCUAUUAAGUUGCAUUAG
This is a messenger RNA of Arachis ipaensis, 2304 nucleotides long. The record is from RefSeq and is a predicted model, not a curated record. NCBI's taxonomy places the organism in Eukaryota, Viridiplantae, Streptophyta, Magnoliopsida, Fabales, Fabaceae.